Molecule: messenger RNA, 1584 nt
Organism: Cladophialophora bantiana CBS 173.52
Lineage: Eukaryota; Fungi; Ascomycota; Eurotiomycetes; Chaetothyriales; Herpotrichiellaceae
Product: serine/threonine-protein phosphatase
Exons: 3
Coding region: 1-1584 (527 amino acids)
Biological process (GO): peptidyl-serine dephosphorylation; G1/S transition of mitotic cell cycle
Cellular component (GO): cytoplasm
Molecular function (GO): protein serine/threonine phosphatase activity
Source: RefSeq, a predicted model, not a curated record
AUGUCUGCAGCGGCGACCACGUCGCCAACCACUCCCUCCUCCGCCUCCUCUACCACUGGCCGCAACUUGGACGCCGCCAACGUCGCCGUAGAGACGGCGGACGCUCCAGAAGCUUUUCCCGUCUUCGAAGAAGAAUCUCCUGAGGGUUCGCCCUCUUCAUCCCCUUCUCCUUCUCCUCCUCCACCAGUCCGCCGCCGUUCUCGCCAAGUCAACGAGAACGACCGCCGCGCCUUCUUCGGCCUGCCCAAGCCGAAGGUCUUCAACUACGUCGACCUUGUGCGGGCCCUCCGAACUCCUCCUGCGCCCGGAUACCUCCCAAGAGCCCCAACCAGCCAAUCCAAGCCAAAUCACCUCCUUCUCACCGGCGCCAUGGGCGCAAUUAAGGUCCCAGUCCCAGGGCCCGCACGUCUCAAGCGAUCGGCAGGACCCGACGAGUGGCUUGAGGCGGCAAAGAACUGCAAGUAUCUCUCAGAAUACCACAUGAAGCAGCUCUGCGAGAUCGUCAAGGAGUACAUGAUGGAAGAAUCAAAUAUCCAGCCUGUGUCUACCCCGGUCACGAUCUGCGGCGAUAUCCAUGGGCAAUUCUAUGAUUUACUCGAACUUUUCCGAGUUGCAGGAGGCAUGCCUAAUGAAUCGGCACCCGAAACACCUGUCACACCCGCAAACAUCAUUACUUCGGCAGACAUUGAACCACCUUCUACUAUCACAGACCCGAAACUGAAGAAGAAAUUGAAACUGGGAGGAACAGAACAUCCUGGUACGCCAAGCGAGAAGAGCAGCGAGAUCAGCGAUGCCGAAGAAAUCCUUUCCUCACAACACUCCGAGAUCGAAGACGAGAGGUCAGAGUCGGGGAACGUCAUCUCACGCAAACAAAACGCAAAUUUCAUUUUCCUGGGAGACUACGUCGAUCGCGGAUACUUCUCACUUGAGACACUCACGCUUCUCCUAUGCCUCAAAGCAAAAUACCCCGACAAGAUUACGUUGGUCAGAGGAAAUCACGAGUCUCGCCAGAUCACACAAGUGUACGGCUUCUAUGAAGAGUGUGUACAGAAAUACGGAAACACCUCAGUCUGGAAAGCCUGCUGUCAAGUCUUUGACUUCAUGACGCUAGGAGCCAUCGUAGAUGGCAAAGUCUUGUGUGUGCACGGUGGUCUCUCUCCAGAAAUUAGAACGCUCGAUCAGGUGCGAGUCGUUGCACGAGCACAGGAAAUCCCUCACGAAGGCGCAUUCUGUGAUCUCGUAUGGUCAGACCCCGAAGACGUUGAAACCUGGGCAGUAUCCCCUCGAGGAGCCGGGUGGCUGUUUGGAGACCGAGUCAGUCAGGAAUUCUGCCAUGUCAACGGCCUCAACCUCAUUGCAAGAGCGCAUCAAUUAGUCAAUGAAGGCUACAAAUAUCAUUUCAAGAGUCAAGACGUGGUGACAGUAUGGAGUGCCCCGAAUUACUGCUACAGAUGUGGAAACCUGGCAUCGGUGUGCGACAUUGGCGAAGACAUGAAACCAACAUUCAAGCUCUUUAGCGCUGUCAAGGAUGAGCUACGACACGUUCCACCAUCAAGAGGUGGACGGAAUGAAUACUUCCUUUAG